ACAGAUGAACAUGCACACAAUUUGUUGGGCGAGAACGCUUUGUAUGGUGAAUCUUCCUCCAUCUCACUUCAAUUAUAGUUAUUGGUCUUUUUCCAUAACAUUUAUCCGGUUAUUUAAUUUUUAAUAUUUGGAUCGCUAACUAGUCUGCCUUUUGUUCGGUUUUUAUAAUAUAAUUAUUUGAGAUGUUGUCCAGAAAUACCCUCAAGUUCUUAUAUUUGAGUUUCUUCGUUAUCUCUUGCGUUAAUGCCGCAAAAGAAGAAGAGAAGAAGAAGGAGAAAAAGGAGGAUCUUACAGUUGAUGUUACCCUUUCGUCAUGGGAAAAUGUUACUUCUACUCCCGAGGCUGGCGGUACAUUAUUGAAAGCCAAUGAAGGUUACCGUUUCAAGACACUUAAGGUCGGCGACAAGACUUUGUACAACGUUGACACCUCAAAAUACGAUGCAGUACACCUAUACAAACUUACCCAUGAUUCUGAUGAAUGGCUAAAGCUCCUUCUCCACCCAGCCAAGCCAGUGAUGUUCAAGAAGAAGUCAGACAAGGAAUAUUCCGAAGUCAAAUUCGAAACCUACUAUGAUGAUGUCUUGUUCAAGGGGAAAUCAGCCAAGGAACUCGAUGCUUCCAAGGUCACUGAUACUGGCUUGUUUACCCAAGAGAGCUUCGGCACUGGGAAGAAGUACACCUUCAACAAUAGCUUCAAACCUUCCAAGGUCUCAUUCGACAAAAAAGAUGUUGGAAAGCCCGACAAGGCCAAGUUCCUCGACGUUUUCGUCUAUGUCGGCUCUGAUGACAAGAAGGUUGUUAGGCUCGACUACUUCUUUGGUGGUGACUCAAGGUUGAAGGAGGUCUACUUCGAGCUUAAAGACGACAAGUGGGUCAAAAUGGAACAGAAUGACGCAAACAAGGCAUUGCAUGCCAUGAGCGAUUCAUGGAAAUUGGACUACAAACCAGUCGUCGACAAGUUCUCUCCCCUUGCAGUCCUCGCCUCAGUACUCAUCGUCGCCGCUUCAGUCUUUUACAACCUUUAAAACCCAUGUGCGUAACAACUUAUCAACGUUUAAAACAAUAUUGAUAAUUUGUAUACAAUUACAGCAGCUAACUAACUUAAGUCAUUUUAUGCCACUUAAUUUCAUACCCUUCGA
Messenger RNA from Theileria parva strain Muguga, 1139 nucleotides. Its product is annotated as merozoite surface antigen p32. The transcript has a single exon. Bases 183 to 1025 code for a protein of 280 amino acids. Lineage: Eukaryota; Apicomplexa; Aconoidasida; Piroplasmida; Theileriidae. The record is from RefSeq and is a predicted model, not a curated record.